Haemonchus placei is the source of this 221-nucleotide messenger RNA. NCBI's taxonomy places the organism in Eukaryota, Metazoa, Nematoda, Chromadorea, Rhabditida, Trichostrongylidae. The record is from the annotation of a GenBank genome assembly.
AUGUUUUUAAAAUUUUAUCUAUUUAUUUUUGCUUUAAUUGCUUUAGAAUUUUUAAUGAGGAAAUUGUUUGUAAAAUUCGUUAGAUUUAUAGGAAGAAUGAUAUUUUUUAUUCUACGUGUUUUUCAGUAAUUUCAAGAAUUUUGGGUACAAUAGCAAUAGAGGGGAGAAUAAAAUUUUAUGAUGAUGAGAAAUGUGUUUUUUGUAGAUUUAACUUGAAUUAA